UAUAAAUAUAUUCAUAUAUUACUGCGUGUGUAAUACGUUGGAGCUAUAGCCAACUCGUUUUAGUCGUUGGGUUUGUAUUUGGGCAACAUUAGCCGGCUAAUUUAGCUACUUUGUAAGUAAUAUUCUUCGAAGACCACUGUGGUUUUCUAGGUUUACAGAGAGCUUAACAGAGGAUGCUGGAGUCAAUAAAAGUAACAGAAAGACUCCACUGGCCAGAAGUAGAAAUGUCCAAAAAGUACAUCUUAAACUCUGCUGAUAAGGCACUGAGUCCAAGCCAAGUAUACCUGGAGAAGAUUUCUUCCAGUGUCCUCAAAGACCUUUUCAGCACCGCCUCCAGCAGCUACAAUGUCCUGCUGCAGGCCGAGGAGGAGGAGAAGAAGAGUCCCAAACAGUCCCCAUACAAGAGGCCAAAAACGUCAGUGAAAUGUGGCGCCACAUUUAGUAGAAGAAACCGCCCAGGGAUGGCUCCUAAAAAGUUGCGUGCUCCAGAAGGUGGCGGUAAACCUGCACAGACAAAUCGUGUUCUCUCAGGGAACUCCAAUCUCUCUAAACCAGCACGAAACAUUGCAGUGGUGGGUAGCACCAUGGGCCUAACGCCUCGCACAGCUCCACAGCUCAGAAAGAUGGGCAUCCCCAGCUCCCCUCGCACUAAACUUCCCUCACUGCACAAAGCAGCGCUCACGCGGGAAGUGGAAAACGCAAAGAAGCUCUGCAUCCUCACAGCCAUCAAGCCAUCUAAUGUUGAGAAAGAAAAGGCCAAGUUUUUCAAGUCUGACUUCAACUAUAAUCCUCAGUUUGAGUACAGCAACCCAGUCUCUCCUCUGGUUUUGGCACGGCAUAACAACGCCUCAGAUCGCUUCCUGACACAAGCAGUGCACAUCAUGGAGCUUGCUCUGCAGCGAUAUGGCAGCUAUGAGAAGUUUGAGCAGGCCACUGGGGGCAACCUUCUCACCAAAAGUCGCGUCUGGCACAACGUCAAGAAAUACAUGGAGAAGGAAGGCUGCAUGGGGGAGAUUGUAGUCCAGGUGACAGACGACCUCCUGUCUAGAGCCUCCAUGACGGUGGUUAACAGCAGACCCACACUGACCAUCAACAUCUCCACAGCCCGAGAGCACUGGCUGGAAGGGAUGCUGAGGCAUGAAAUUGGCACACAUUAUUUCCGUGGCAUCAAUAACUGCCAUCAGCCAUGGAGCAACAGCGUGGGCCGGAGGAAGCACAACCUGAAGCCUCUGAACCCCACAGAGGAGGGCCUGGCCAGCAUCCACAGUGUCCUGUUCAGGAAAGACCCCACACUGUGGCGUGCUGCCCUGCUCUACUACACUGUCUACCAGGCCAGCCACAUGUCCUUCUCCCAGCUCUUCCACAAUCUCGGGCGCUUUGUUCAGGACCCCAGCACCCGCUGGGACUACUGCGUCCGAGCCAAGAGGGGUCAAAUCGAUACAGCACAGCCAGGGUGCUUCAGUAAAGACCAGGUUUACUUGGAUGGUAUCCUGAAGAUCCUGAGAUACAGAGACAAGAUCAACUUCCCACUGCUGAUGGCUCUGGGAAAGGUGUCAUUUGAGGACGUGGACCGCCUGAAAUCGCUGGCUCAGAUGGAGAACGUGCGCAUCCCACACUUCAUGCAGGACCAGGCGAAGUAUGCCGAGCAGCUGGUGAAAAUCAUGGCGGUCAACGAGCUGACUGAUGAAGAGCUCAAAACCAUUAUUUAAGCCCACUCUACGGCCCCUGCACAAACCUGUUUACACCUGAAGAAAACCUGUCACACCACUGCCAGCCACAACCUGCAUGCCUCAACACCACCAUCAAGCACGGUAGCAGAGUGUGUGAUUUGUGCAGCACGCUGUAUUGCAUGUAGUGUAGACUUGUGUUAGACAGAUACAUUAGUUUGAUCUCAUGUUGGUUUUGAAUUAAAAAUCUGUUAUUGUCAUUUCUCCAGUGACACAGUAGGGAUCACCUCGAGAAUAAUUUCUGUGUGUUCUGUGUUUAAGACUGGUUGUAGUUCAUUUUCUUUGCCAGUGCCAAUACAACACUUGGACUGAUGUAUUGAUACAAAAAUGAAUUUGAAAAGGAUUUUCUAUAACAAUUACCAAGCACUUGGUGCCAUUUUUUUACUUUACAAUUUCUGAUAUUAAGUUCAGUUUGUGGUUUGAUACCCAGCCUUAGAUUUAAGAGGAUUUUCAUAAAAAGCUUCCCCGCAUCUACAUAAGCAUGGUUUUAAAAGAGAGAGUUUUAAUAUCCCAUGAUGACCUAAAUUAGAGCCUGACUGAUUGUUGAUUUUUUUAGGCUUAUAUGGACAAUUCAGGUUAUCUUUGACAGUUAGGCAAUAAUACACCUAUCAGUGUUUUGUCAUAAACUAUGUAACGUGACUGUUGCUAGUUUACUUCAGACACACCAUAAAGGGAAAGUUCACCCCAAAAUCAAAAAUACAUAAUUUUCCUCUUACCUGUAGUGCUUUUCAGGUGUGAGGUACUUCGGGUGUGAAUUGCUGAGUUUUGGAAAUACCCUCUACCCUCUCUCAAAUGCAAUGGAACUAGAUGAAACUCGGCUUAUGGUGCCCAAGGCGCCAAAAAAAUAUACAUUUUUAAAACUCAACAACAAUGUCUCUUUCCAGAAAUCAUGACCCGGUUACUCAAGAUAAUCCACAGACCUUGUUGUGAGCAGUUUCACGUAGGAAAUAUUUUCUUUCCACAGAACUACACCCAUCAACUGUAUAACUGUGCAGAAGGAAGCGUGCAUCUACUGCUGGCUCACCUAGCCUCACUGAGCAAGCUAACGUUACCGCUCAGCCGAGAAGGACGCCAUUAUUGUUUACAUCGAGUGCCACGAGCACAAGCCUCACGUCCCUGAGUAGAUAUAGGUUUCAUUCUGCAUGGCAAUAAAGUCAGGCUCCUAUCUAAAUGCUGCCUCAGAGGAGAUUUCAACCAGACAGCGACAAUCUUAGGGACCACUUGAAUGCUUAAUUUCUUGAGGACCUGUGCAUGAACAUAGUUAAUUUUAGUAAAAGCCAUCAAAAAACUUAUUGAUCUAGUUCUUAUUUAAGGAUUCUUUCUGCACCUGUGAUCUAAGUGUACUUAACCUAGUGUUUUAUAUUUGUCUCUUUAGGAAAAAAAAAAACUCAUUCCUCUAGAUACCACAUAGGGUUACUAUUUUUGUAGUACGGAUGUUUGGCAUUAAAAAGGGGAGUUGUUGCUUGAGAGAAAGACAGUAGAAGCAGGAUGGUCUUUUUAGAAAGAGAUGGACAGAUAACGUGUGAGUGCUUCAUCAGCGUUGUCACACAGAGGCCUGCUAAUUACAGCUGAGCCCGUCAGCAUUGUUCCACAUUUGCUGAGAGAAGAAACUGUCCCUGAAGCGUGAAAGUCACAUGUAAUGCGGCUGUAUAUUUUGAAGGUGAGCUCCUCAUUAAACCCUUGUGGCAAGUGCAGUGACUUGAAGCCCUGUUUGACUAUUUGCACUUUGUUAUCUUCGAUCUACCUUUUCAGCUGCACUGAUAUGAGUAGUUACUAGCGUUGGUGUAAUUUAUGAUAUACUUAUGUUUUACAAAACAACCCAAAUGCCUCGUGGUCUUACUGUGAUGAGUUUUUGUGCUGUUAAUACAAAUAAUAAUUAAUAAUUGAGAGCAUAUAUGCUGCUCUGCUCUUCAAAGACCUGUCAAAUGGUACAGUUGAAUAACAUGGCAUUCCUGUUUUGUAUUUGAAUGACUUUUUGUGAUAUUCAUAGAUAGAAUCUUCAAAUAAAGUGGUCUAACUGAAAA
This is a messenger RNA of Plectropomus leopardus (leopard coralgrouper), 3751 nucleotides long. RefSeq names its product microtubule associated tyrosine carboxypeptidase 2 (gene matcap2). The record is from RefSeq and is a predicted model, not a curated record. Lineage: Eukaryota; Metazoa; Chordata; Actinopteri; Perciformes; Serranidae.